Molecule: messenger RNA, 996 nt
Organism: Nematostella vectensis (starlet sea anemone)
Lineage: Eukaryota; Metazoa; Cnidaria; Anthozoa; Actiniaria; Edwardsiidae
Product: 28S ribosomal protein S2, mitochondrial
Exons: 4
Coding region: 57-932 (291 amino acids)
Biological process (GO): translation
Cellular component (GO): mitochondrial small ribosomal subunit; ribosome
Molecular function (GO): structural constituent of ribosome
Source: RefSeq, a predicted model, not a curated record
AGUCGUCCCAGUCCUUCUCGACAAGAGAAGUGCAUUAUGGUCCCGUAAAAUCCAAGAUGGCGGCCGCACUUACGAAACGAAGUUGGAACUUGCUUCGGUUUUCCCGGUCUGUCAUGCUGAGUUCCCUGAAAGCCUUACAGACGCGCACAAUAUUGAGUGGAAGUAUAAAUUUGCUACAGAAUAUUAAGACCAAACCAAACUUCUCAACUAUUGACAACAAGGAGCAGAUAGUCGUCCCUGCAAGCGAGGAAUCAACAAGACCAGAAGAAGAUGCUCUUAAUCAGCAAGAUUUCUUUGAUGUCCAUCAGCUUGUGUCAUUAAGGGAUUUGUUUGUUGCUGGGGUACACUAUGGACAUCAUGAGGGAUGCUGGAAUCCACUGAUGAAACCUUACCUGUACGGCACAAGAGAGCACUUCCACAUUAUUGACCUCAACCAGACUAUCAAACACUUUAGGCUUGCAUUAGACGUGCUGUGCCAUACAGUUUAUCGUGGGGGCAAAGUCCUUUUCAUCUCUUGCAAGCCACAGUUUGAAGAGCUCACCCAAAGCCUGGCGCGUGACAGUGGCGAAUACUUUGUGACCCAAAGAUGGCGGGGAGGAACCUUCACAAACUCCUACAUGGUGCUGGAAACAAGGAACCUCCCAGAUCUUGUGGUGUUUCUGCAUGUCCCUUCUCUUGGGAGGAACGCCUUGGCCGUGAAGGAGACAGCUAUGUGUAACAUCCCCAGUAUUGGCAUAGUGGACAGUGACUGUAACCCUAAUCUCAUUAUGUACCCCAUCCCAGGCAAUGAUGACAUGCCAUCCGCUGUACAGAUGUACUGCAGAAUAUUCAAGUCUGCUGUUUUAACUGCUAAAGAAAAAAGAAUGGCUCUGUUAGCCAAUAGAAAUAUAAGGCUAACCUCAAAAGAUGCUGAAGUUGAAGAGGAGUUUUAGCUUAUUCAUAAAUCUUUGUAAAUAUACCCGAAAAAUAAUUAAAAUGAUAAAAAAGUUUAAAAAA